ACUUAGGAUCUGUCAUUGGCUGAUCUUUUUUAUAAGUGUAUUGAAGUCUAUACCACCUUUUUGGCUCCCUUUUUUCUUUUGUCCAAGCUUCUCAGCAACUGAUAUAAACAAGACAAGCGAAAAAUUGCCACUUUUCUUGAUUUCAUUUCCUCACCGUGCAGCAGAUAAGAAAGACAAAAGGUCAGCAACUCACAAGAAUCCAAUUUUCAAAUUAUGGAGCAAAUCACCCUUUAAACCUCCACAUAACUUUACCAAGAAUUAAGUGUUGUGUUUUCCAUUGGAGGUGAUCUCUGGUUCAGCCACUCUUGACGUUUUCUGGGCUCUGGUUUUUCUCUUCUGUUCUUGCUUACCUGUAUACCCUGACAAAUCUACUCCCCAUAAUUCAGCCUGCCAUCCAUAGGAGAAGCCAUAAUUCAUACUAGUCAUUGAAAUUAUUUAGAGAUCCAAUUUCCCAGAAAAGUUCUACAUAUCUCAUGGUUUGGAAGUUGGGUUUAGCAUAAAUUAUUCAGCAGUUUUGGUAGAUUCUUGCUUUAUCUUCUUCCUUUUGGGGGUAAUAAAGCAGUCAGUGGAUUCAAGCAAGGAGUAGAUGACUGUGGAUGAAGGGGCUGGUACCUCCUCGUGGAGUCGAGAGCAGGAUAAGGCGUUCGAGAACGCCAUAGCAACUUACCCCGAGGAUUCCCCAGAUCGGUGGGAGAAGAUUGCGGCCGAUGUACCCGGGAAAACUCUAGAAGAAAUUAAGCAUCACUAUGAGCUGUUGGUUGAUGAUGUUAACAAUAUUGAAUCUGGUUGUGUGCCCCUGCCUUCCUACAAUUCUUCUUCCGAGGGUUCGUCGAGCCAUGCUGGUGAUGAAGGAACUGGUAAGAAAGGUGGACAUGGCGGGCACUAUAACAGCGAGUCUAAUCAUGGAAGUAAAGCAAGGUCUGAUCAGGAACGUCGUAAAGGGAUUGCGUGGACGGAGGAUGAGCACAGAUUAUUUCUACUUGGUUUGGAUAAGUAUGGGAAAGGUGAUUGGCGAAGUAUAUCGCGCAACUUUGUUGUGACAAGGACACCUACACAAGUGGCAAGCCAUGCGCAAAAAUACUUUAUACGUUUGAAUUCAAUGAACAAGGAUAGGAGGCGAUCGAGCAUUCAUGACAUCACAAGUGUUGGCAACGGAGACGUGGCAGGACCUCAAGGACCAAUCACUGGUCAAGCAAAUGGUUCCUCCGGAACAGCGUCUGGAAAAUCAAUGAAACAACCACCUCAACCUCCAGGAGGACCCCCUGGGGUCGGGAUUUAUGGCGCACCGACCAUAGGACAGCCGAUUGGCCCCCUCGUAUCCGCAGUUGGCACCCCAGUGAAUCUUCCCGCCCCUCCACAAAUGGCAUAUGGUGUCAGAGCACCCGUAGCUGGAACAGUGGUUCCUGGUGCACCGAUGAACAUGGGUCCCAUGACGUAUUCGAUGCCGCAUACAUCAGCUCAUAGGUAACCCGCUGCUUUUACUACAAAAUGUGCAAAGGACAGAGACUCUGCAGCUUGUGCUUAUGCUGAGUCAUUGGGAUCCUUUUGCUCUGAACCUGAAUAUUUUGCUUAUUUGCAAGGACAAGUUUAAUGCUUCACUUUCAUUUGUCUAUUCUCGUAUCAAAUAAGCCACAUGGGAAAAAAUUACAUGAAUCUGUAUAGGCAGUUGUGAAGGAGGCGGCGAUAUUUAUGGCCAGGACAAGUAUUUUAGUGCCUUUUCAUUUUAUAAACAUGAAAUGGAAAUUUACUAGUCAUUGGGGUAGUCAGUCCUGAAAAGUAGUUUUUUGUUGCACAAGUUGUAAAGAAUCUUCUUUUCUUUAUUUUUUCACACAUGUACAAUUCAGUAGGUUUUGCUAUAUUAUUUAUGGGACUUCUUACUGUUUGUUUUAGUAAAUCGUCAUUCUUAGAGGAUGACUGUUUAAUUGUAUGUGGUAUGUGUUAUUCUUGGUUGGAAAUUUUGGGUACCUCUCAAGUUUAAUUGUAUGUGGUUGAAAUGAAAAUUUUAGUUCUCUAUUGAACUG
This is a messenger RNA of Morus notabilis, 2021 nucleotides long. RefSeq names its product transcription factor SRM1. Gene Ontology annotation, molecular function: DNA binding. NCBI's taxonomy places the organism in Eukaryota, Viridiplantae, Streptophyta, Magnoliopsida, Rosales, Moraceae. The transcript has 3 exons. Bases 587 to 1468 code for a protein of 293 amino acids. The record is from RefSeq and is a predicted model, not a curated record.